Molecule: messenger RNA, 2444 nt
Organism: Hyla sarda
Lineage: Eukaryota; Metazoa; Chordata; Amphibia; Anura; Hylidae
Gene: CDH15
Product: cadherin 15
Exons: 14
Coding region: 204-2441 (745 amino acids)
Biological process (GO): multicellular organism development; cell morphogenesis; cell-cell junction assembly
Cellular component (GO): catenin complex; adherens junction; plasma membrane
Molecular function (GO): calcium ion binding; cadherin binding
Source: RefSeq, a predicted model, not a curated record
CGGUGACGUACAGGGGAUAGGUGUGUCGGCGGCAGGGCACAGCGAACCUUGCACCACGCCUAUCCAACUGUGUGCAGCUGCUAUCAAAAACUUUUUGGGGGGUGAUAAAAGCAGAGAGAACUAAGGUGAUCAGUGUAACAGUGCAAGAUGAAGAUGUCCGUGUCCUCCGCCCAUGGCACCAGCGACAGCAAGCGUUAAGUGGGAUGCAAAGGUUUAAAAGAGCCUGGGUGAUUCCUACAAUUUCUGUCUCUGAGAAUCUGAAAAGCAUUCCCUCUCAAGUAGUGCAGAUUAAGUCAGAUAAGCAAUAUCAGAGCAGUGUUAUCUACAGCAUAAAGGGGCCAGGGGUCGAUGAGGAGCCCAAAGGCAUCUUUAACAUUAAUAAAACAACCGGAAUUGUGUAUUUGAAUGCGGUGCUGGAUCGUGAAAAGAUUGAUCGUUUCAAGCUUCGUGCUUUUGCUCUGGACAGUGAUGGAGUUCCCCUUGAAGACCCCACCGAUUUAGAGAUAGUCGUUCUGGAUCAAAAUGACAACCGACCAGUGUUUUCGCAGACACUGUUCAGAGGAUAUGUGCUAGAGAAUGCAAUUCCAGGAACCCUAGUAAUGAGGGUGAUCGCUACUGAUGCAGAUGAUGCAAACACAGACAAUGCUCAGCUAAAAUAUUCCAUCAUCCAGCAGGACAGUCCAGAGAUGUUCAGUAUUAAUCAAGACAAUGGAGAAAUCCGAACCGUCCAAGUGGGACUGGACAGAGAGGUAGUGGGCUCCUACAACCUCACUGUACAGGUGGCCGAUAUGAUAGGAGAAGGGUUAUCAAGCACAUCGAGUGCAGUCAUUUCCAUUGGGGACCUCAAUGAUAAUGCACCACUAUUCACUCAAGAAGAGUUUAUAAUGGAUGUCCCGGAACAGAGCAGCAACUUAGAAGUUGGCAAAGUGAGUGUGACAGACAGAGAUCUCCGUGGCUCUCCAAACUGGAUGGUCAAAUACUCAAUCAUCAGUGGAGACCCCCAUGGAGCAUUUACUAUUCACACAGACUUGCAGACCAAUGAGGGCAUUCUUUCGCUUGUCAAGCCUCUAGAUCAUGAAGCACAUGCCAUUCAUAACCUGACUGUGUUUGCUGAGAAUGAAGCGCCACUUCUCCCCUCAGUCCUUCGUACAUAUAAGUCUCAGGCCAGAAUCAAGAUCAUUGUAAAAAACCUGAAUGAGCCCCCAGUCUUUUCAGAAAACGCCAUGAUGGUGAGAGUAAAGGAGAGGAUUAACCCAGGAAGUGUAAUUGGUGUCUUUACUGCAAAGGACCCCGACAUCAGUCUGUCCCAGGAGAUCCGUUAUUCUUUGGUUUCUGACCCUGCAAACUGGCUUCUUGUGGAUGCUCAGACUGGACAAAUAGGGACCAAAUACAGCAUGGAACGGAAGUCACCAUUUCUACAGAGAGGGUGGUACACUGCACUGAUCACUGCUGCUGACAAUGCUGUGCCCCCACUAAGCUCCACAGGGACACUAUCUGUGGAGGUAAUAGAACUUAAUGACCAUGCUCCAGUUUUGUUGCAGCAUUCUGGGGAGUUGUGCAAUAGUCCACAUCAUGGUCAAGGGAUACUGCUGAGUGCCACAGAUGAAGACAUGCCACCUCAGUCACACCCAUUCCAUUUUCAGCUGGAUCAAUCCUCCAUUGUCCUGACCCUUAACUGGAGCAUCAGUGAGGUUAAUGGUACCCACGUGAUGCUGGAAUUACUCAGUGAAGUGGAAGAAGGAGUUUACACUCUGCCCUUGCUGGUUUCAGACUCUGGUGACCCACCCCUGGCACAGUUGCACAUAUUGAAUGUAACUGUAUGUCUUUGCGAUGUGGUUGGCAUCUGUAGUGGCAGCGCAGCUCCUCUCUUCAGUUCUGGUACCGAUAUUAGCCUAAGUGCGCUAAUCAUUAUUCUAAGCAGUGUGGCCUUGCUAUUAGUUCUUGCUUUGCUGCUUCUCCUGUUGCGUUGUACGGCUAGUAACACAGCACAGAAAGGGUUAUUGUCAGACUCUGAGGAUGAUGUGCGGGACAACAUAUUCAACUACAAUGAGCAGGGAGGAGGAGAGGAAGACCAGGAUGCAUAUGAUAUGAACCGCCUCAGGAACCCAGCCAUGGCAGUGCCACCAUCACCUCGUUUCAAGCCUCCAAUUCGGAGAGAUGCUCCCUACAGUCAGACACUUCCUCGCUAUCCUCGAAGACCCUCUGACCGUCCUUCUGACAUUGCAGACUUCAUACAAGAUGGAUUGCAUGCGGCGGAUUCAGACCCCAGUGUUCCCCCUUAUGACACUGCAUUGAUUUACGAUUAUGAAGGAGAGGGGUCAGUUGCUGGAACCCUGAGUUCCAUCUUAUCUAGUGAAGGUGAUGGUGAUCAGGAUUAUGACUAUCUGCAGGAGUGGGGUCCACGCUUCCGCCGGCUGGCAGACAUGUAUGGCAAGGAGUGACUA